AUGUCCGUGUGUCAUCGCUUUACAAGUGGUGAUCAGACCGAAUGUUCUCAGUCUGGCUCAAGAUAUCAUAAGGAAAAUAUAUUUGAGAUGGCUGUAAGUGUUGCUAAAAAGCGGAAAUACAACGCUGAAUACAUUAACUACGGAUUUACAUCAAUCCUCGCUGAUGGCAUCGAGAAACCUCGGUGUGUGUUGUGUUUCAAAGUGCUGGGGAACGAUUCCAUGAGGCCUACGGCCCUGGGGAAGGUUCUGGCACGCAGAGAUCCACUCUCAGAGAAAAGGUCCAUUAAGCUCCUCACUCGAGCGACAGCCGCCGAUGUCUUGGUACAGCAGGAGAAACACCGGAGCACAGACGGAGGAGAUGAACUGACGGUCGUGGAAGCCGAGGCAGUGUUGGAUGAGUCAACGGAUGUGAGUUCUUGUGCACAACUACUCGUGUUUGUUAGGUAUGUAUUCUUGCGUGAUAUCAAGGAUGAAUAUCUGUUCUGUGCACAGCUUGAAACUACCACAACAACUUUAGAUGUGAUGGAAAAGUUGACUUCUUUCUUCACAGCUAACGGGAUCACCUGGGAAAAUUGUUGUGAAGUCUGUACUGAUGGGGCUCCGGCAAUGCUGGGAUCGAAAUCAGGGUUACAGAAGCAAGUCAAGGAAGGAGCUCCGAGUGCCAAAGGGGUUCAAUUUAUUAUCUAUCGUUUUGCACUGGCGUCAAAAACCCUCCUCCCUGAUGCCCUUUGCAAGAUCCUGGAGGCAGUGGUAAAAUGCGUCAACUUUGUGAAAACAGGAGAUUUGAACUCUCGCCUUUUCCAAACCUCUGUAGAGGCAUGGAUUCAGAGCAUGAAACCCUCUUCUUUUACUCUAGAAUGCGAUUGCUUUCCACGGCUCCAGAACUGGCAAAGGAAAGUCAGUGCAGCAAAUGUUGCCAUGUUUGAGAAUCUCUCAACUGUUCUUGACGAGAUUGAAGAGGAUCAUCUACUUGACCCAUCACUCAAAAAUGAAAUAAUUCAGCUCUUGAAAUCCUUGGAAAGUGAGCUCAAAAGGUACUUCCUAGAAUUCGAGGAGGAAGAAGGGAAAUUGAUGAGGAAUCCUUUCACUGGCAUUCCCGACGAUGGUCAGGACGAAUUCCUUAAUUUCAGGAACGAUUCUCCUGCCAGAGACCUCUAUGAAGAAAAAUCUCCGACUGUAUUCUGGUGCUCAAUGUAUCAGUCAUAUCAAAAGUUCAAGAAUCACACGCUGUUUGCUGAGCAGUUUAACUUCAACAAACACCCACCCACGUUAAUAUUGGUUGUACAUCAGUGA
Messenger RNA from Homarus americanus (American lobster), 1293 nucleotides. RefSeq names its product SCAN domain-containing protein 3-like. NCBI's taxonomy places the organism in Eukaryota, Metazoa, Arthropoda, Malacostraca, Decapoda, Nephropidae. Bases 1 to 1293 code for a protein of 430 amino acids. The transcript is spliced from 6 exons. The record is from RefSeq and is a predicted model, not a curated record.